AUGAUAGACAUCCAGGUCCUCCAGCCCGACGACUGGCAACUUUGGCGCUCAUUGCGACUACAGGCGCUCGCCGAGGCGCCGCACGCCUUCGGCGCGACGCUAGCCGACUGGCAAGGCUCAGGCGACCGGGAGCAGCGGUGGCGAGCGCGGCUGGCGAUCCCCGGGUCGCGCAACGUCAUUGCGCGUCUCGAGGGGCGUCCCGUCGGCAUGGUCAGCGGGGUGCCGGCUGAGCGGGGAGGAGACGGCCCGGAUGAUGAUGCGAUCGAGUUGAUCUCGAUGUGGGUGAGCCCCGAGGCGCGCGGGCGGGGCGUGGGCGACCAGCUUGUGGGCGAGAUGGAGCGGUGGGCGGCCGGACUCGGCGUGCGCACGAUGCGCCUGUCGGUGAGGCCUUCGAAUGCGGCGGCUGUCGCGCUCUACCGGCGCCACGGGUUGAAGGAGACGGGCGAGAGUAUUGGCGACGCAACGCCCGACAGGACCGACCAAGAGCGUGUCAUGGCGAAGCAGGUACCUGGACGGAGGUAA
Molecule: messenger RNA, 522 nt
Organism: Parathielavia appendiculata
Lineage: Eukaryota; Fungi; Ascomycota; Sordariomycetes; Sordariales; Chaetomiaceae
Product: acyl-CoA N-acyltransferase
Exons: 1
Coding region: 1-522 (173 amino acids)
Molecular function (GO): acyltransferase activity, transferring groups other than amino-acyl groups
Source: RefSeq, a predicted model, not a curated record